GUUGUUUGUUGUUUGGUUUUCAAACCCUCCGUCCCCUUCGACGUUUGUUGAUGCACAUAUGUCUGACUCUGAUUGCUUUGUUUACUUUGGCAUAUUUUCCUGUGGAUUCGUGCACAAAGAACAUGGACAAGAACAAAUUCGAGGAGCUGAAGAGACUUUUCAACCAGCUGUCUUCGGAUGAGAAGAAGAGUAUCAUCAGGGCUGGGUUGUUGGAGGAGCAGGGACAGUCUGAGACCGUAUUGGGUACUAAUAUCACUUCGAAGCUGCUUGAAGAGUCGUUGCCGCAGGUUGAAGAGUUGAGCGAGCUCGGCCGGUCUAAAGGGCUCUAUUUCGGUCAUGAUAUUUCCUUUAGCGUUACAAAGGAGAGGCUGUUGAAAGAGGUGAAGGACUCCUUCCCAUUGGUUCACACGGUACUGACAAGUGAGAUUCCGCAGACCUUUGAGAGGAAGCCGUGGUUGAUUGACCGUUCUGUGUCGAAUGCUGGGCACGAGUUCUUCUACAAGAACGUGGAUCUAAGAGUUAAAGAUUGGCUCGUCGAAUGCGUGAUACCGCAGCACAUCUCUUCGAGAUGGCAAACUUUGAAGAUGACGUCAAAGGAGCUGUUAGAAACUGCUACGAAUUUCCAAACCCCUAGUGAAAUGAUGUCUUUGUUCACCAACGUUAUUGAUGACAUGAGAAUAGUGAGGUCACAUCGCUCUCUGACCGAACGUUUGGAGUAUUUAAAGCGUAUACGGGAUCAGAUCUCAGAACAGUUCACCGACAAUCAAGGAAUGAGACAUCUCGUUGAAUUCCAAUGGAUCUUUGAAUCCUUGAGGGGGUUAGAAUCAAAAACACAAGACGACAUCUUAGCGCUGGUAACGGAAUCUUGGAUGCAGGGCAAAUUACCAGAGCUGGAGGAUGUUCAAAGGUGGAUUACAAGUCAUGCCUUGGACGAUAAUGCAUUACACGUUGAAGACACACCGUUAUACAGGGGCAAGUUCUCAUAUCAACGGUUGGCACAGUUGUGUGAACAAAAGUAUAAUUUUGACAAUAUAACACAAGGAUGUGAAGCAUCUCAGAUCGAAGCACCUCCUGUUGAGUCUCAACUUGAUAUCCACAUUGAAGAUUCAAGUACACCCAAUCAAUCGAUGGAAUCGUCAUCAACGUCAACUGAUGUCCACGAUUUGAAACUACCGAGUUAUGAGGAAGUUACAAGCAAGGGCAAAGUGUCCAAAUGUAAAGAGUGCUAUGGUCUAAGACACUCUUUCCGUAAGCAUAUCCUACCACAUGAAUACCGUCGUACCCAUCUUUUGCAAGUUUAUGGUGAAAAAUUGAUUCCGUCAGGCAGUACUUUAAAACCAGGAACCAACGAAACUCAAAAGCAGAGUUAGACAUUCAGUCCUUUCAUGGAAAUUAACCAUACAACGAAGAUACUUAUGGCUUAAGACUAAAGUACAUGAUAAAAACACUUUACUAUUUAUUAUAUAAUUACUCAGAAUAGUGUGUUUUAGUUUUCUUGCAAUAGGAGAAUACAUGUGUGCAUACAAAAAUAAAUCACUAAUACAUAACAGCUUCCAAGGGAUUGAAAGACACAUUAUUACUGUCAACAGCUGUGUUGGCCCCUUUCCUUCUCAUCAUUAGAUCAAGCUUGGGCCAUUAUACAUCGAGUAUGCAACUUGUUGU
Molecule: messenger RNA, 1662 nt
Organism: Williopsis jadinii
Lineage: Eukaryota; Fungi; Ascomycota; Saccharomycetes; Phaffomycetales; Wickerhamomycetaceae
Exons: 1
Coding region: 51-1370 (439 amino acids)
Source: RefSeq, a predicted model, not a curated record